CAAAUCAGCAGUUGUAUUCGUACAGUAGCACCAUGAAAUUCUUAAUCGUUUUUGCUUUGGCCUUGGCCGCCGUCUCCGCUGAGGAAAUUUUCCAACGCGAUUUGGUUGUACCCGUCAUUGAAGGUGAGGGUCGCAUUACCAAUGGCAAUACUGCUACCGUUGGUCAAUUCCCCUAUCAGGUCGGUCUAUCCUUGAAGGUUAGCGCUUUCUCCUCGGCCUGGUGUGGUGGUUCCUUGAUUGGAAACAGAUGGGUUUUGACUGCUGCUCACUGUACCGAUGGUAUCUCUUCCGUAACUGUCUACUUGGGUGCCACCGUCCGCACCUCCGCUGAAGUCACCUACACCGUCUCCAGCAGCGACAUCAUCAUCCACUCCGGCUGGAAUGCAAAUACCUUGAAGAACGAUAUCUCCUUGAUCCGCAUCCCAUCCGUCAGCUACACCAGCCGCAUCCAACCUGUCCAGAUCCCAGCCAUCUCCAGCUCUUACUCCACCUAUGUCGGUGAUUAUGCCAUCGCUUCCGGUUGGGGCCGUAUCUCUGACUCUGCCACCGGUGUCACCAACAACUUGCAAUGGGCUCGCAUGCAAGUCAUCACCAACUCUGUCUGUGCUCAAACCUACGGCACCUCCAUUGUUACCGCUUCCAACAUUUGCGUUUCCACCCCCAACGGUGUCUCCACAUGCAAUGGUGAUUCUGGCGGCCCAUUGGUUUUGGAAUCCUCCAAGGUUCAAAUUGGUUUGACUUCAUUCGGUGCUGCUGCCGGUUGUGCCAAGGGUUACCCAGCUGCUUUCACCCGUUUGACCAGCUACUUGGAUUGGAUCAAGUCCAACACUGGUAUCUCUUAUUAAGUAA
Messenger RNA from Musca vetustissima, 849 nucleotides. RefSeq names its product serine protease 1-like. Gene Ontology annotation, biological process: proteolysis. The record is from RefSeq and is a predicted model, not a curated record. The transcript is spliced from 2 exons. Lineage: Eukaryota; Metazoa; Arthropoda; Insecta; Diptera; Muscidae. Bases 33 to 845 code for a protein of 270 amino acids. Gene Ontology annotation, molecular function: serine-type endopeptidase activity.